Drosophila miranda is the source of this 670-nucleotide messenger RNA. RefSeq names its product enhancer of split m8 protein (gene E(spl)m8-HLH). Gene Ontology annotation, cellular component: nucleus. The record is from RefSeq and is a predicted model, not a curated record. Gene Ontology annotation, molecular function: protein dimerization activity; RNA polymerase II cis-regulatory region sequence-specific DNA binding; DNA-binding transcription factor activity, RNA polymerase II-specific. The transcript has a single exon. The coding region runs from base 83 to 643 and encodes 186 amino acids. NCBI's taxonomy places the organism in Eukaryota, Metazoa, Arthropoda, Insecta, Diptera, Drosophilidae. Gene Ontology annotation, biological process: anterior/posterior pattern specification; regulation of transcription by RNA polymerase II; regulation of neurogenesis.
AUUCAGCCAUCUACAAGGCAACAUCGCAAGAGAAAACGAGAACCACUUCGUUUACUACACGACACUACAAACACUCGUAAAAAUGGAAUACACCACCAAGACACAGAUCUACCAGAAGGUGAAGAAGCCACUGCUGGAACGCCAGCGUCGGGCCCGCAUCAACAAGUGCCUGGACACCCUGAAAACACUUGUCGCCGAGCUGCGCGGCGAUGACGGCAUCCUGCGCAUGGACAAGGCGGAAAUGCUCGAAUCAGCUGUGAUCUUCAUGCGCCAGCAGAAGUCAAACAAAACAUCCGCCUCUACAGCAACGCCCGCCCAGUCCGCCCUGCCUCUGGAUAGCUUCCGUAAUGGCUACAUGAAUGCCGUCAAUGAGGUGUCACGUGUCAUGGCCUCCACACCUGGCAUGAGCGUUGAUCUCGGCAAAUCGGUGAUGACGCAUCUGGGACGCAUCUACAAGAACCUGCAGCAGUUCCACGAGGCCCAGACAACAAUGGUGGUCGAGAGUGAGAACGAAAUGGACUGCUCCUCAUCAUCCAGUGCAGCACCCCUCAGCCCCGCCUCAUCUGGUUAUCACAGCGAUUGCGAGAGUCCAGCCCCGUCGCCCAUGCCAGAGGAGUCCGAGAAAUUGUGGCGCCCCUGGUAAAGUGGCAGGCGAGCCGGAUGGAAGGAA